Messenger RNA from Heterocephalus glaber (naked mole-rat), 2794 nucleotides. RefSeq names its product kelch like family member 15 (gene Klhl15). Gene Ontology annotation, biological process: protein ubiquitination; nuclear protein quality control by the ubiquitin-proteasome system. The record is from RefSeq and is a predicted model, not a curated record. Gene Ontology annotation, cellular component: nucleus; Cul3-RING ubiquitin ligase complex. Gene Ontology annotation, molecular function: protein binding. Lineage: Eukaryota; Metazoa; Chordata; Mammalia; Rodentia; Bathyergidae.
ACCCCCGGCGUGGGUGAUCCUGAGGCUCGGCGCGCUUCGGGGCAGAAGCCCGGAGACGCCGUCGUCGACGUCGCUACCGCUGGCGCUUCAGCCGCCUCUCGUGGCCCCGGAGCCCCUUCUCCCGCCAGUGGCCCCAAGUCGGCCCUCCAGCCCAGCCCCGCCGGGCGCUGUGACGCUCUGGCGUUGCAAGGCAGGCGUUGCAAGGCCGGCCCCGACGCCGUGCCGCCCCGCGCCUAGCCGCGCUGCACCGUCUUCUUCCCCAGGACUGGUUCCAAGGGGGUCGCAGGCGCGCAGACUCGGCCCCCCGCCUGAGCGACCCCUUGUAGACGUGCGAGGAACCUGCGGAGUGCCGUCCCGGCGCCCGCCAGCCCACCGAUCGGCCCGCCGGCCCCCUUCUUCCUGAUGCAGACUGCCGUCCACUAGAGGCUGGACAGGACCCCCGAGCAUCCAGGGUAUGGAUUGUGAGCAAGUUGGUUUUGUUUCACGUGUUCAUUUGUGAUUCAUGGCAGGGGACGUGGAAGGAUUCUGUUCCUCCAUCCAUGACACCAGUGUCUCUGCUGGGUUCAGAGCACUGUAUGAAGAGGGAUUGCUUCUUGAUGUCACUCUGGUUAUUGAAGAUCAUCAGUUCCAGGCCCAUAAAGCACUUUUGGCCACCCAGAGUGAUUACUUCAGAAUUAUGUUUACUGCAGACAUGAGAGAACGAGAUCAGGACAAAAUUCAUUUAAAAGGUCUAACUGCUACUGGCUUCAGCCAUGUCCUUCAAUUUAUGUACUAUGGAACUAUAGAACUGAGUAUGAAUACUGUUCAUGAGAUUCUUCAGGCUGCCAUGUAUGUUCAACUUAUAGAAGUGGUGAAGUUCUGCUGCUCUUUUCUAUUAGCGAAAAUCUGCUUAGAAAAUUGUGCAGAAAUUAUGAGACUCUUAGAUGAUUUUGGUGUAAACAUCGAGGGAGUCAGGGAGAAGCUGGAUGCCUUUCUCCUAGACAACUUUGUGCCACUCAUGUCCAGGCCUGACUUCUUGUCCUAUCUGAGCUUUGAGAAGCUCAUGUCUUAUUUGGAUAAUGAUCAUCUGAGCAGGUUCCCAGAGAUAGAGCUGUACGAGGCUGUGCAGUCUUGGCUGCGGCAUGACAGAAGACGCUGGAGACAUACCGAUACCAUCAUUCAGAACAUCAGGUUUUGUUUGAUGACCCCAUCCAGUGUUUUUGAGAAGGUUAAAACAUCAGAAUUUUAUAGAUACUCCCGACAGCUGCGCUAUGAAGUUGACCAAGCAUUGAAUUACUUUCAGAAUGUACAUCAGCAGCCUUUGUUGGACAUGAAAUCAAGCCGCAUUCGUUCUGCCAAACCCCAAACUACAGUAUUCCGAGGAAUGAUUGGACAUAGCAUGGUUAACAGUAAAAUACUUCUCUUAAAGAAACCAAGAGUCUGGUGGGAACUGGAGGGCCCACAAGUACCUCUUCGGCCAGACUGCCUUGCUAUCAUCAAUAACUUUGUGUUCCUGUUGGGUGGGGAAGAACUGGGCCCGGAUGGCGAAUUCCAUGCCUCUUCCAAAGUGUUCAGGUAUGACCCAAGACAGAAUUCUUGGCUGCGAAUGGCAGACAUGUCUGUACCACGUUCAGAAUUUGCAGUUGGUGUUAUUGGGAAGUUCAUUUACGCCGUAGCAGGCAGAACCAGAGAUGAGACUUUCUAUUCAACAGAGAGAUACGACAUCACCAAUGAUAAGUGGGAAUUUGUGGACCCUUAUCCAGUUAACAAAUAUGGACAUGAGGGAACAGUGCUCAAUAACAAGUUGUUUAUCACUGGUGGAAUCACCUCAUCUUCCACCUCUAAACAAGUGUGUGUAUUUGACCCCAGUAAAGAAGGGACCAUAGAACAACGGACCAGGAGAACUCAAGUAGUUACCAACUGCUGGGAAAAUAAGAGCAAGAUGAAUUACGCAAGAUGCUUUCACAAGAUGAUUUCUUACAAUGGCAAGCUUUACGUCUUUGGUGGCGUCUGUGUGAUCUUGAGGGCCUCUUUUGAAUCUCAGGGCUGCCCUUCCACAGAAGUGUACAACCCAGAGACUGAUCAGUGGACCAUCUUGGCAUCCAUGCCGAUUGGUAGAAGUGGCCAUGGUGUGACUGUGCUGGACAAACAAAUAAUGGUUCUUGGAGGCCUUUGUUAUAACGGUCAUUACAGCGAUUCCAUUCUCACUUUCGAUCCAGAUGAAAACAAAUGGAAGGAAGAUGAGUACCCUCGGAUGCCCUGCAAGCUGGAUGGUUUACAAGUAUGCAACCUGCAUUUUCCGGACUAUGUACUAGAUGAGGUCAGGCGUUGCAACUAAAUGACAUCUUUUUCCCUCAGAAAAAAAGAGGAAACAAAACAUUUGUUUGUGAUAAAGUAGUUAAGUAAAAAAACAUAAAGAAAAACCUCACCAGUUUUACUAUCAAAGCCAUUGGUCUAAUAGCAUAAGAAUUUUUCACUCUGUGCUAGCAUCCCUUUUUUUGUUUUCAGUGGCCUCAAACUCAUGCAAUAAGUUAAUUCUAAGUGCUAGCUCUUGAAACUACUUCCAGAAGUAGUUUAAUAGAAUGCUCCACUUAUCUGGGAAGUUGAUUUUCUGCUUUAAACAUUUCUUUCAGAUGUUAGCAUAGGAGUCCUGCAUCUUCUAAGAGAAGACCCAAUAAGUGUCACUGGAUGUGAUUUCAGUUCCUAUCUCUAUCUGAAAGCUUUUUGAACAUUAAUUUCCGUGUUUCAGUCUGUUAUAUGUUUUGGUUUUAUUAUUUAAAAGUUUAAAGUUCUUGACCUUUUUGCAUGGCUUUUU